This is a messenger RNA of Aspergillus tanneri, 588 nucleotides long. RefSeq lists its product as uncharacterized. The record is from RefSeq and is a predicted model, not a curated record. Bases 1 to 588 code for a protein of 195 amino acids. The transcript has 2 exons. Lineage: Eukaryota; Fungi; Ascomycota; Eurotiomycetes; Eurotiales; Aspergillaceae.
AUGCCGUCGAUUACCCGCUACCUGCUCCUCCCUUUCCUCUGCGUCUCUCCCAUCCUCGCCGCCUUUCAACCCGAUUAUCAACGUAUAUUCGGCGAACCUUGCGCGACCCACGUGCAGGCAACACACAACAUCAUCGCCCCGAUCGCCAGCGACCUCGUCAAAAAGGUCUGCAACCAGUGUGGCCCCGAGCGCAUCAACUACGAAUUGCUUCAAAAAUCCGAGAACCACAACUACAACUGGGCCAUCCUACAGCUGAAAGGCGUGGGCUUCGAGUUGCGCGAGUCCUACGUGCCGGAGAAACUCUUCAACCUCGUCUGGGAUUUUUGUAUCAAGAAGAAAUGGGCGUCCAAGUCGCUGUGCGAUGAUGACUUCACCGAGUUUCGCGACUGCGUGCUGCACACGGGAGUGAACGAGAUGGUCGGUCCCUUCAAGGCGUAUAAUGAUCUGGUGCAGCGCCGGUGUCAUAAGAUGCCGGCUGCUGCUGCCAGGAUGGUUCCCCUGGUGAAGGAAGAGGUGAAUAGGUUUAUGGAGAGUGUGUGUCCGAAUGACCCGCAGGCUCGGGAUGAGAGUGUUUUGCAUGAGCUGUAG